Notechis scutatus (mainland tiger snake) is the source of this 1343-nucleotide messenger RNA. RefSeq names its product GINS complex subunit 1 (gene GINS1). Gene Ontology annotation, biological process: DNA strand elongation involved in mitotic DNA replication; DNA replication. NCBI's taxonomy places the organism in Eukaryota, Metazoa, Chordata, Lepidosauria, Squamata, Elapidae. Gene Ontology annotation, cellular component: GINS complex. The record is from RefSeq and is a predicted model, not a curated record.
CCCGCCGGCCCAGUUCUGAGGAGAUUCGGCCGAUCCUGUGGCUGUCAUGUUUGGUGAGAAAGCGACCGAGCUGGUGCGAGAGCUCUACCGCGCGAGCGAUGGGCAGCUUCCUGCCUUCAGCGAAGAUGGGAUCAGACAAGUACUUGAAGAGAUGAAAGCAUUGUAUGAGCAGAACCAAAUUGAUGUAAAUGAAGCCAAGUCAGGUCACAGUGAGUUGAUUACAACAAUCAAAUUCCGUCAUUGCUCUCUGUUGAGAAACCGAAGAUGUGUUGUUGCAUACUUGUAUGACCGCUUACUUCGCCUCCGGGCACUUAGGUGGGAAUAUGGUAGCGUCUUGCCAAAUGCUGUCCGAUUUCACAUGUCAGCAGAUGAAGUGCUUUGGUUUAACCAAUAUAAAAAGUCAUUGGCUACCUAUAUGAGAUCAUUAGGAGAAGGAGAUGGCCUUGAUCUUACACAAGACAUUAAACCUCCCAAAAACUUGUACAUUGAAGUUCGGUGUUUGAAAGAUUAUGGAGAAUUUGAAAUUGAUGAUGGCACAACAAUUCUGUUGAAGAGGAACAGCCAGCAUUUCUUACCACGCUGGAAAUGUGAACAAUUAAUCAGGCAAGGAAUUCUAGAACACAUCCUAUCAUAAGCUGUAUUUACAAGACUGCUAAAAUACACAUAAAUUAAAUAUUUUUGCAGAUUUCAAAAUAAAGUCAAUAAUUUUUUUCUCCUUUGAUGUUUUCUUUGAAAAAAUAAGUUUAAAGUCUAAAAAUAAGUUUAAAUUUAUUAUUAGAAGGACACAGAUAAUAUUUUUUGAAGAGGAAAGAUGUGAUACCUACAAGACCAUUCUCCAAAAACAAGUAGAUUGCUUUUGUUCAUUGCCUCAGUUGUUAUCCCUAUCUUUGGUUAUCUUUUGAGAUUAAAGUUACUUUGUUUUGGUCUUCUCUGGCCUUUUUGUAUAAAAAAAAUUAAUGGACCAAAUGCCAUAACACAUUCAUUUGUAAUUACUAUAUAUUGCUUUGUGCUAUUUGAAAUCAUGUAAUAAUCCUUUGUAAAUAUUUAAAUAUUUUUAUACAAUGUAUAAAUUGCAUGUGAUUUCUAUAGUAGAUGUAAGUGUUAUGACUACAAUCACUUUUGUGAUGUUUUCAAUUACCAUGCGCGCCUUAAAAGUACCUGUGGAUUUCUGGCAGAAUCCACCCAAAUCACAAAGUUAUAUAAUAAAAUUUUCCAGAGUAAGUUUUUAACCAAUCAAGAUAAUCUAUUUCUUAGUAGUUUUAGUGACAUCGGAACAAUACAAUUUGAGCAGCUUAUUUCAUUUUAGAUGGAAGAAGUAGUAUGUGCAUUAUUAAUGUAGAUUA